GACUACUUGCGAGUGCACAGAAAGUUCAAAAGCCCAGAACAAAUUACUUGUCAGUCGACUAUCGACUUCCCGAUUGAACCAUCAAUAAGUGGAACCGACUACCUCAACACGUGAUUGAAGCUUCAUCAGUCGACACUUUCAAAAGAAAUUUGGAUAAACUAAGAGACCAUCACCACCAGGACUAACACAGGCCACCCAGCCUUCUGUCCUUUCCAAACUUAAACUGGAAUAUAAUGUCUAAUAAAUUAGGUAGUAAAUCGUCCGCUUUAUUUCAGUUGUCUAUCGAACUAUCCAAAUUCAUACUAGUUUUGUUCAUUUUAAGUCAGAUAGCUGUAUUUGUGUAUAAGUUUUCCACUCUACCAUAUGAAAGUUUGGAAAUGUUUUACGAAAUAUUGGUUCUUUCGUCAAUGUUCAUAUUUGAUAUCGUCCGACUUUACAUUUGUUCUAUGGCUAACCGAUCUCAAAGCUCUAUCUUGUUAGCUGCCUCCUAUAUUUUGCUUGGAAUUUGUGUGGUAUAUUGUGCAUGGAUAGUAAUGUGGCAGUUAAUUACUAUUAAACAUGAAUUAUAUUUUGUAUCAGUUCUCGUUAUAUUCUAUGGUUUAAAUUUUUGCGCAGGAAUACAUGGAUUUAUCUCGUUUAAUUCAGAAAUAUAAAAAUAUUAUUCGACACUACUCUCUCUCGUUUGUUUUCAUGAUCUUAUUUUUCAAAAUAGCCAUCUAAAAGUAGUGAUUUGCCGUACAAACAUAUAUGACAUAUUUAACGGUCCAAUUUCUUUUUUGUUUAUUAUAUUCGAGAACAGAACGAUGAUCUAGAUGUUGGUAAGCACGCCAGGGGUAAACAGUUACUUAACGCUCUGGACCAGUUAUAGUUGCAUAACGUUCGAG
Molecule: messenger RNA, 884 nt
Organism: Schistosoma bovis
Lineage: Eukaryota; Metazoa; Platyhelminthes; Trematoda; Strigeidida; Schistosomatidae
Source: the annotation of a GenBank genome assembly